Messenger RNA from Camelina sativa (false flax), 732 nucleotides. The record is from RefSeq and is a predicted model, not a curated record. Lineage: Eukaryota; Viridiplantae; Streptophyta; Magnoliopsida; Brassicales; Brassicaceae.
CCACUCGAAUUUUACCUGCGCUUCAUAAGUUAGACUGUACCUGCGUUACUUAAAUAUUGGCUGCUAUUUCAAUAUGCGUGUAGGAAGCUCUGAAGGACCUUUGGAAACUUGCCUUCCCUGAAAAAGAGCUACACGGUGUUGUAUCUAAUCAGUGGAAAGAAAUGGGUUGGCAGCGCAAAGAUCCAUCCACUGAUUUUAGGGGUGGUGGUUUCAUAUCUCUUGAAAACUUGUUGUACUUCGCUAGGAAAUUCCCGAAAUCCUUCCAGGACCUUUUGAGGAAACAGGUUGGGGAUCGUUCUGUGUGGGAAUACCCCUUUGCUGUUGCUGGAAUCAAUAUUACGUUCAUGCUCAUCCAGAUGCUUGACUUAGAAGCAGUGAAACCACGAAGUAUUGUUGGGGAAAUAUUUCUGAGAUUCCUUUCGGUGAACGAAUCUGCCUUUGACCUUCUUUAUUGCAUUGCCUUCAAGCUGAUGGGUCAGCAGUGGCUUUCUAUGUGGGCGUCAUACAUGGAAUUUAAUACUGUAAUGAAAUCGACAAGGCGGCAACUGGAGAGAGAGAUUAUGGUUGAAGAUUUGCCAUCAUACAGUCUUCUCAGUCAGUAGCAUGUUGUGCUUGUAUAGAGUAUGUAUAAAACUAUAAAUUAAUUAAAAAACACAGCUUAUACAAAUUGCCAUUUUUCUAUAUAACAUUGAAUUGAGGCCAUAUGAUACAUAUCUCUAUGAAAUGAGGUCA